Desarmillaria tabescens is the source of this 1197-nucleotide messenger RNA. RefSeq lists its product as uncharacterized. The record is from RefSeq and is a predicted model, not a curated record. The transcript has 7 exons. Lineage: Eukaryota; Fungi; Basidiomycota; Agaricomycetes; Agaricales; Physalacriaceae. Gene Ontology annotation, biological process: carbohydrate metabolic process. Bases 1 to 1050 code for a protein of 349 amino acids.
AUGGCGGGCGGCACCUAUUAUACCACUGAUUCCAAUAGCAUGGCCAUUAGCAGUAUGGCCACUGGCUUUUUUCUUGUCAUUUCAGCUCUAUUGGCAGAAGUAACAUCUAAUCAGACGUAUCUUGAUGCUGCCAUCGAGUCCGCAAAUUUCAUACACUCCCAACUUCUUGAUUCUUCCGAUAUUGUGCUGGAGUUUAUAUCAUCAGGAUCAAACAACUCUUGUGGAACAGAGUCAAUCAUUGACUCCCUCGGUUGUGGCCUCUGUGUUGAAGGAUUAAUUGUCCUAGCGGAUAUCACCCAUAACGUGUCAACUGAAACCUUAUUACGCAGGGCUAUCGUUGCCACUACUACUAAUGUACGAUGGCAAGGAUUGGACGGAAUCAUUACUACCACGACCACUGGAGGGCAUUACAUCGUACAAGCCCUGGCGGCUUUAUAUGAGCGGAACACGAUGCACUCUGAUCUUCAUGAAUAUAUCAAGGAAUACAUUGGUGUGCAGUAUAAUGCUGUCAUUAAUCAGGCCACUUCAGGAGGUAGUAGCAUCUAUGGAUUACCCUGGACAGGACCACCGAGCUCGUCAUUAUCCAGUGAUAAUCAAACUGUAGCUAUAAGCGUGUUGCUCAGCGCGAUACAGCUUGCAGACGACCAGGCAUCAUCGAAACCAAGUGAUACUCCCAUGAGCACAGCCCCGUUGUCAACCAAGAAGGGUCGGACUGGAGUAAUAGUCGGCGGUGUCAUCGGUGGACUAGCGGUCGCUGCAGCUAUAAUCGCAGGCAUCCUUCUUUUGCGUCGGCGACACCGUCAAUUGAACAACACUCUUGUUGUGAACGAGUGCUCCCCACAGAUACUCACACCAUUUAUGGUGACUUCAAUAGAGCACCAUAUGAACCGGUCAAUGGGGAAAGACGUGCCAGGGAGAAGGAUGGAUGCACAGGCUGAGUCGAUGACUCCACCCGUGGCUGCCACAAGUCCGCCAAAUCCGCUGCCCACUGAGACUCAGAGAAGAGAGGAUACACGCAUAGAGGAGUUGCUGCGGUUGCUCCAUGAAUGACUGCAGCUGGGCCGAUGGAAUCUCUCCGAGGAUGAGCUACCACCAGAGUAUCAUGAAGGACAGACUAUGUGAAAGGUGUUAUACUCUACUGGCUGUGAUCAUACCAAUUAUUCAUUUGUGCAGGAACAAUGUGAAUAUGUACAUGGC